GUCUUUUAUAACACAAGCUAUACUUUUGCAAUUGUUGUAUAGACAUUUAUUUUUAUUUGAGGUGCACUACUAAUAUUUUAUACUAAAUGUAAUACUUAACUGCUAAAAUAAAUGCUCACAAUCUUUCUUUGUUACUGUUACUUUCCCCACCAAUUUUGCAGUGUGCUGUUUUAACCAUUUAAUAGCCAUGGUUAUAGUUUGCAAUAGUCUACAUUUCAAGGCUACUGUCUCUGCUCUAGCCUUACAAAUUAUAUUACCCGUUUCUUCCCCAUUAUAUUUUUAAACUCUGUGGGGAUUUGCAGGGAGGGGUUAAGGGGGUUCCCUAGCUCGUGUUUUUCUGUCAUGUUAGAUCGUGAUUCCUACAGCGGACAGCUCGCUUACUCACCAGAUCAGCCAUUGGGGUCACCAGUGUGGUCAGACAUCACCGGUGUGGUGCUCUACUCUGUUCAAUGAUGAUAACAGUCGGUUACAUGUGUGUGUUCCCUCUGUGCGCUGCCCCGGCUCUGCGCAGAUAGCUGACACAGCAGACUCCGAGAGAACCGCCAAUGGCCACAGACUCUGAUAAGAUUACCUUGUCUUCUGUGCACUGGGAAAUGAGAGUCUGGAACCUGCUCCCAGUCAGUAAACUCUUGACAGUGGACUGGACUGCAGCUGUGCUAAUAAGCUAUGGCCAUCGUGGUGAGCAUUUUUCUAGUUCUCCUUUGGAGAAUGAUGGCGUUUCAGGCAAACUUACUGCAAGCUAAAGGAAUUCAGGUUCUCCCACCUGUUAACUUCACUCUCACAGUCUCUGCACUAGCAGAAGUACUUUUGCAAUGGAAACCAAACCCUGAUCAAGAAAAGAACUACACUGUUGAAUACAACGUGGAAAUUAUGACUCCUGAGUGGGAACCGUAUGAGACAAAGAAAACUUGCAGUACCCGUACAGCUGUGCUUCAUAAUGGUUUUUCUGCACGUAUUCGGACAUUGCUUCUCUAUAACAACUCGCAAAUAGAAAGUAACUGGGUUACAGCUAAACUUCAAGCUCCACCAGGUGCUGUUGAGACAUCAGUUACUAAUUUAUCCUGUGUGAUUUACACGGCCAUUGAUAAUACUGCAUCUCUUCAUUGCACCUGGCUUGCUGGCAAAGAGGCACCAGAAGAUACAAAAUACUUUCUAUUUUACAGGUAUAAUAGCUACACUGAAGAAUGCCAAGAAUAUAGUAAAGACAAAUGGGAAAGAAAUAUUGGUUGUCGAUUUUCAAACACUUACAUAAAGACUAGUGAAACUGACGAAGUCAUCGUAAUACACAUUAAUGGGUCAAGCAAGUACACUGCAAUCAAAUCUUUUGAACAGUUAUUUAAUCCACAAGCCAUUGAGAAAGUGAAUCCUCCCAGAAAUGUCACCGUGUUUUUAAAACAAAACAACCUCCUGAUCAUCUGGGAAAUGCCAGCUUCUUCUUUCCCAGAGGACUGUUUUGAAUAUGAACUGAACAUCUACAACUGGAAGAUGGAUUACAGACAGAUACUGGAAACAAUGUUAAAUAGUUUCAGUUUAAGUAUUGAUGACACCUGCAGAUACUCCAUACAGAUAAGAGCUAAUCGUCAAUCAUGGUGUAGUGAAGGAAUUUGGAGUGAUUGGACUGAACCUCUCCAUAUUGGAAAAAACCAGCCAAGGACUCCAGUAGACUCCAAGGCCUACACGGUUCUCGUUGCUCUUCUAGUAUUCAUAUGUUCCGUGGCAUUGCUUACUGCUAUAAUAUGCAGAAAGUGUCACUUAUGGAGCAGACUAUUUCCACCAAUUCCAACACCCCAUAACAGUUUAAAAAAUCUGUUUUUAAAUAAGAGCUAUCAGAGAACACAUAACUUUACCAGUGAAACGGAAACAGAAAUUGGAAGUUGCUGUGAAGAUCUUGGAAGUUAUGUUGAGGACCUUUCUUCGGAUGUCCUUGAAGAUUCUUGUAAUAUGAACUAUUAAUCCAUUCAUGAGCUUGAAAUUAACAGGAGUGUUACUGCAAGUGACAGCAGUUUAGAUUGGAUGAACCUUCAGAUCAUACCAUCAUCAGUGCUUCAAACGUAGAAAAAUGUGUUGCUUCCAAGAGGUGAAGUUGCUUAAUAAAAAGUGACAUUUGUAUGUGUUAGCUUGUAAAGAAAAAAGUGAGUACGUUCUGUGAUGCUCUGUACCUCGAGGGGACACUCUACACCCCCAUGUUCAUCUUUAUAAAAUGAUUAUGUGGUAUCCAAUGCAAAGUUUGUCAUGUUGGGUGUCUUUGGAAGGCUCAUGAUGCACUGAGCAUGGUUGUUAUAGUGAUGUUACAAUAAGGUUAUAGGUUAUAAUUUCAUGUGUAUAUAGUUAUGAGGCUGAAAAUGUAUCCUCAUAGCUUAAAGCAAGCCUAUGCAAAAACUCUCCAAGAACAGACAGGCAGUUCACACCUCAUCAGGGCAUGGAUGGGACAAAUCCAGCCCAGCCUCACAGGAACAAUGGCAGCAACAAAAGAAUCUGUUAGACCCUCAAGAGAGUCACCCCUCUUCUUUUGGGCAGUUUAGGACUGCGAUGAGGUAAUGCUCACUUGACUCUGAAGGGAGGGGGGCAAAGCCAAGAGGAAAGAUAGAACAUGAUAAAAGGGAGAGAUAUUUUGCUAUGCUCUUUCUCUCUUCCAUCAACACCUACAGACACCACCACCACCAAGUGACUGAAGCGCUGAUCAAGAGGAGAACCUGACUGAAAAGCCAGUCUGUGGUGAGAAGCAUCUAAGUUUUUAAGGACAUUGAAAGUGUUAAGAUCAGCUUAGAAUGUGUUUUGCUUUUAUUUCAUUUGACCAAAUCUGACUUAUGCUUUGACUUAUAAUCAUUUAAAUCUACCUUUAUAGUUAAUAAAUCUGUUUGUUUAUUCUACCUGAA
Messenger RNA from Gopherus flavomarginatus (Mexican gopher tortoise), 2876 nucleotides. It is a transcript of the gene IL5RA, whose product is annotated as interleukin 5 receptor subunit alpha. Gene Ontology annotation, biological process: cytokine-mediated signaling pathway; immunoglobulin mediated immune response. Bases 667 to 1953 code for a protein of 428 amino acids. Gene Ontology annotation, molecular function: protein binding; cytokine receptor activity. The transcript is spliced from 12 exons. The record is from RefSeq and is a predicted model, not a curated record. Gene Ontology annotation, cellular component: external side of plasma membrane; membrane. NCBI's taxonomy places the organism in Eukaryota, Metazoa, Chordata, Testudines, Testudinidae.